AUGGCAAGAUACACCGUCAACGUUGCAGCAGGAGGCAGAAGGGCGAGCUUGCUCGUCGUGCUGUCGUCAUCUCAGCUCUGCUCAGCCUUGCAUGAUAGUGUCACGUCGCGCCUGCCAGCCUUAGCCACAAAACUGGGCCUCACCGACGCGAAGCAACCCCAAAUCACACUGCAUUUGGAAAGGGAUGACGGACCAAUGCUGGAUCUCGAGGACCUCCUCUCCGACGUCCUACCCGACCCCAAAGAGACUGUCUAUGCGGUCAUUGACAUACACGAGGAACAGUCCGCUUCCUCCACCCCACCACAAUUGGCGACGUCUGGCGGAUCGACAAAGACGCUGCGUAUCCGCGUCGUUACCCCAGAGUCAGCUCAAUCCAGAACUAAUGUCGUCAACCCGAUCUCGACACCCGUGUCGACUAAGUGCACCCUGAAGCAUUUGAAAGGUCUCGUUCAAGAGCACUUGGGCUUUCCGAUGGAAGAGGGCGACUGUCCUGCUCUAGAGUGCAAUUGCAGCUUUGCUCGAAAUAUUGAUGAGAAUGCCGUUCUCAACGUCGAUAGAACUGAAGACCACGAUGCUCUCCAUACAGCUAUUCUUGUUCACUCCAACAACGUCGUAGUCGCCAUUCCAGUCGAUGACAACAAGCUCAGUACGAUUCAGCGGGCAACGAACGGUUAUAUGGAGCGUAUUCUAGAGCGGAAGCUGACCGACAAAUUUACAAAUGUAUUAGGAGGUGUUGUGGACACAGGUGUGCAGCUUUCUGAAGACAAGAGCUAUCUUAAACUCCCAAUCAUGGCCAUUUGCUCGAAGCGAUGCCAUUCCCAUCGUCAAGAUCAAGGCCGACAAGCUGGGAAUGACGCAGCUCAGCGAGAAUUGGUCGUCGACAUACACACAUCAGAGUGCCCUCUCGAAAUCACUGCACACAAUGCCGACAUUACCAUUGAAGCGGCGCGACUGGAGGAUUGCGCUGUCAAUGGCAUUAUUGAUAUCUACGCCGUGCAGCGAUGGACACUAGGUCAGAAUGAACGCGCUGAUCAAGGAAAAGCUGGCAUCUUCAAGAAGUCAGAAUCUUGGGAACACCACAUCGGCCAGACUGACCGUGGGCUAGCCAGCCUCCUGUCGACCUUGCGUGUCUUCACCGAACUGACAGGGGAUCAGAGCAUGGAAGAUGGCCAACGAGAUUCGAUCCUACAUAUGAUCCAUCUCUUGACACGAUUUCCUCCUGCUGUCCGAGCCGCACACAUCCUCAUGCGUGGCGAGACUCCGGGACUCCCUGAGCGGGCUGCGUUAGCGCAGUGUUUAUACGAGGUUCUCAAGAACGUCGUCCCUCUGCAAACUGUCCGCUCUGACCCGAAGCGAUUCUUCGAAGGAUCUCGUCUGCUUUUCGGUCUCAUCCUAGAGAAGGCCAAGAACAUGAAAAUCAACUUGGAAGAAAGUUCCACGCUGCCAUAUAUUGGGAUGAAGGUUUAUGAUCCACGAAACCUAAUCACUAUGCACCCGGUACUUUCGGAGUCUGUCCAGACAAUGUCUGGUCUCGUCGAUGUUGGGUUUCACGAGGCUUUCGAGGAACAAGGACUUCUAAGCUGGAUCAACAGAGACCGUUGCAAAGUGGUCUCAACAGUCGACUCAACAUGGGAUCGGAUUGCUAAAGUUUCCGGUGGUACUAGAACACAAGCCUUAGUAUUUGACCCCGAUGCCGUUAGGACCAGCUCACGCUAUGUGGACAGUAAUGACGUCAAGAAUGUCAUUUCACCUGCGGAGUAUGUUGACCUCACAUACCUGGCCAACCUCUGCAGCCGCAACCAACUAAGUGUCAUUCCGCCAGCUCGUCUGGCUUCUGCCUCUGCUCCCGUCUUGACUCUGGACAGAGAUGGCUUCCUGGCUGUAUACGUGGGGCGUGCAGGUUGUGCCGAGGCAGGCAGAGAUAUUCUCAUGUUCCGGCCAGCUAGUAUGCGUGAAGAAGAGGCCGUGGACGUUUCGAUCAUUACACAGUUAUUGGAACCGAUCCUUGCCCAACGCAAAGCUGAUGGGUCCAUUGUCUUUGAGGCCUAUGGCGAUAGUCAUCGUAAAUUGACUGCUCCGGACGAAAUAACAAUGAUAUGUGUCGACCUGUCAUCAAGUAUGGAUGAGCGUUGCGGUUUCGAUGACAUACAGAACAGCGAAGAUGCGGAAGAAGAGAUGCAGGAACAGGUGCGGUCCACCGUAGCCCCCCCUCAAGCGCCGGUAGAAGAGAACAGUGCUUUCGAUUUACCUGGCCCUGAUGAGCUGAAAGAGUAUAUUCGCUCUCACGAAUCGUACGACGACUUCAUUGCUAUCGUCGGCACGGGUAAAGAUGAUUACCACCGCCGUCAGAACGCCGAGAAGGUGUUCGAGAUCCUCAAACAACUCCUCGAUCAGCAGAUAGAAUCGAAGAGAAAACAAUUGGAAGGUCUCAGGCAGCAGGCCAGCCAAUAUUACUAUCGUACUCGAUCGGAAAUCAUCGAUCGCGAUAUGAACGUUCUCAAUAAUCGUUCCUUACGCUUGCAAAAGUACAGGAGCCUGCUUUGUGCAUGGCUUAUUGCUUGCCUCGGUAAUGUGUCGGUAUCGGAUCCGCUAACAUGGAGGCCAGGCGAGGCAAUUCCCAAGCUACACAAGACUCUCUCUACCACUGAGAGCCCUGGAUUUGAGGUACCGCCCGAGUAUCAUUGCCCCAUCAGCAGUAAUGUGAUGGAAGAUCCUGUGACUACUGUGGACGGGUUCACCUAUGAGCGGAAAGAAAUUGAACGGUGGCUUCGGUUCAACGAGCGUUCGCCGUUUACAAACUUGAUCCUUCCUAGCAACGAUCUACGACCCAACGUACAUAUGCAGGAGCAGAUUACUGCAUACAUGAAUAGUUCUGACAUCAUGGCAAAGUAUACGCAAUCGGGCAACAGGACGAGACCCUCUUCCAGCACAAUGCGGAUCACUUUCAGAUCACCACUCGAAACGCGAUCGAUGGACUUGCCACGCGAGUUGAAGGCAGCAGACCUAUGGGAAAUUGCCUUUCGUCUGACCAAGGGCCGCUACACGAGCUACGAGCUACGGCAUCGAAAUGUUCGGAUCCCUGCAACUCAAGAACUCGCCGUCAAUAUGAUCAAUGCCGCCUACGAAGUGUUUAUCACACCUCUGGAGCCGACGGCAUCGAGUACGAGCAGUGGUCUUGAGGAACUGUGUCUCAUCAAGGUAUAUCACAACUACUACCAGGACAGUGUUGUGUCAUAUUGGACACCGAAACAGACUACCAAAAGUCUAGCAUCAGCUGUCUUCCGAUAUUAUCGUCAGAGGUUCAUGGACAUGUCGACAUACCACGUUGAACAGCCCUUCAUCUUCUGGACCAGACUGCAUGAUACUGGGGACAACCACAUUGCCGGUACACCAGUGUACGACCACUGGAGGUCGAUGGCACCCUAUUUCAACAGUACCGAUUCGACUGGCAAGCUAGCAACAGAGAGUGUUGUUGACAAAAACUCCAACGACGACGUAUCAGACGAUACAGAUCAUGAACAUACAGCGCUGGGUAUUCGUCCUCUUGUAUUCAAGGUAUUUCUAGGAGGAUCCCCACGCUCUAGUAAGAAGCGCGAUACAUUGAGCCGCCUAGACGUCCUGAAGUAG
This is a messenger RNA of Alternaria alternata, 3627 nucleotides long. RefSeq lists its product as hypothetical. The record is from RefSeq and is a predicted model, not a curated record. NCBI's taxonomy places the organism in Eukaryota, Fungi, Ascomycota, Dothideomycetes, Pleosporales, Pleosporaceae. The transcript is spliced from 3 exons. Gene Ontology annotation, biological process: protein ubiquitination. Bases 1 to 3627 code for a protein of 1208 amino acids. Gene Ontology annotation, molecular function: ubiquitin-protein transferase activity.